AUGGCGUGCGGGCUCCCGCCGCUGCUCCACUCCCUCCUCUCCUCUCCGCCUCGCCCCAUCCUCCUCCCCUCCCGCCCUCCCUCCCUCCUAGCGCCCAGAACCCUACCCCUAGUCACUCGCGCUCGCGGGCCUAGGGUCGCGCGCCACCUGUCCCCUGCCCCUCCGCGCGCGCUCCCGGACAUUGCCGCCGCGGCGGCGGGCCUCCGGGACGCGGUCACCGGCGCCUUCCAGGCGUCUCCGCCUACGUGGAGCUCGGCUGCCACCACCAACCUCGCCAUCUUCGUCGCGGGCACGCCGCUGCUCCUCUCCGGCCUCUCCGCCUCCGGCAUCGCGGCCGCCUACGUCCUCGGCACCCUCACGUGGCGCGCAUUUGGGGCCCAGGGUUUCCUCCUCGUCGCCGCCUACUUCGUAGUGGGCACAGCAGUGACCAAGUUAAAGAUAAAACAAAAAGAAGCUUUGGGAGUGGCUGAGAAAAAAGGAGGAAGGAGAGGUCCUGGUAGUGUUAUUGGUUCUAGUGCUGCUGGUUGUGUCUGUGCUCUCCUAUCAGUAUAUAAUGUGGGCGGGGGAGCAUUCGCGGAACUCUGGACACUUGGCUUUGUUGCAAGUUUCUGUACUAAACUCAGUGAUACAGUUUCCAGUGAAAUAGGGAAGGCGUAUGGAAGAACAACGUACCUAGUGACAACAUUUAAGGUUGUUCCAAGAGGUACGGAAGGUGCAGUCAGUGUUGAGGGCACUCUUGCUGGAAUUGUAGCAUCGACGUUUCUGGCAGGGAUUGGUUAUAUUCUGGGGCAGGUAAAUCUACCACAGGGUGUGCUAUGUGUUCUUGCAUCCCAGAUUGCAAAUUUUGGCGAGAGUUUGAUUGGCGCAACACUGCAGGAUAAGGAAGGUUUUGAAUGGCUGAACAAUGAUGUUGUCAACGUGGUCAAUAUCUCGGCCGGCGCCGUUUUGGCCGCUCUAAUGCAGCAGUUGCUAGUGAGCUGGCGCUCAUGA
This is a messenger RNA of Triticum turgidum subsp. durum (durum wheat), 990 nucleotides long. Lineage: Eukaryota; Viridiplantae; Streptophyta; Magnoliopsida; Poales; Poaceae. The record is from the annotation of a GenBank genome assembly.